Molecule: messenger RNA, 1518 nt
Organism: Nakaseomyces glabratus
Lineage: Eukaryota; Fungi; Ascomycota; Saccharomycetes; Saccharomycetales; Saccharomycetaceae
Gene: GID8
Product: glucose-induced degradation complex subunit GID8
Biological process (GO): proteasome-mediated ubiquitin-dependent protein catabolic process
Cellular component (GO): nucleus; cytoplasm
Source: RefSeq, a predicted model, not a curated record
AUGAGUGAUAUUAGGACUGAUGAUAAUAGUAGCAAGAGUGAGUCUUUGGGGAGAAGUAGUCGUAUAUCAGAUGGAUAUAAAGUUUAUGGCAAUGUAACCUUUUCGAGAGAUGAGUGGAAAGGAAUUGUUAGGAAGUAUGCCAAACUUGGCGAAAUGUAUAAUAAUAAAUCCGUUGGUGCAUUUGAAUCCACAAAUUCUAAUUUGAAAGGUUCUACGGGAACUCGGUUAUCGUCUAAUCCAAGUACCCAAGCUGGAACUAUGGACUUGCCAAGUGUUAGAGAGCCAUCGAUACCUAAAUUGUUACUAAAUUAUUUUGUUACAAUGGCAUUCGAAGAAUCAAGUUUAAGGAUGGCUAAAGAAUUAGGAUAUAUACAGACAAACAAGGACUCUAUCGAAUUCAAUUCUUACUAUAAAAUCAAAGAGAGAGCACAUAUAAUACAUUUAAUCAAAACUGGAUCAAUAUCACAAGCAAUGGAUUCUAUCAGUACUGUUUUUGGGGUAGAAGUGCUGGAAAAUUCUGUAGAUACUGAUCUGUCAGUGUUUGCCGCAGAUAAGAGGUCGCAAGUGGUGCAAAAUAUUAAUUCAAAAAAUGAUAAGAAUAGCCUUAGUAGCAGCGAUGAGUCUGAGGUAGAUACAUAUGGUGAUGAUGAUAUACAUUUCAAGUUGUUGUUAUUAAAUUUGAUAGAAAUGAUAAGAAUCCAACAUAUAAAAAUAAAAAGUGGUGAAGUAACUGAAUUGGAUAAUAAAUUUAUACUAGAUUUAAUUGCAUAUUCACAGGAAAAGUUAGCUAUGAAAGCCGCUAGAAAUGACAAACAUAUGAAAGAGUUGGAACUAACUAUGACAUUGUUACUCUUCCCAAUGCAAUCUCUAGUGGAUAAGAAGGAAUCUCCAAAACUACCUGAAAGUUUAAGAAAUUUGUACUCACUGUCACUACGUUCUCAUGUGGCUGAUAUUGUUAAUAGGAAAUUAUUGAAAUACAUCGUAAACUCAAAUCUGAUGCGGGAUUCACCUGGUAAGGAGAAAUUUAGAGAUGUUAGUAUCAUUAUAGACCCAAGAGGAUACUUCUUGCAAUCUGAAAGUAUGGUCAAUACCAACAUUUUGAAGAUCAAAACUAAGGAUGAAUUUAAAGAUGAUUUGUAUAAUGACGAUAGAUAUAAGAACAACACUAAAACUUUCGAAAAGUAUAAAAACGAAUUUCAGAAUGAAGACGGUUCUAACAACAGUUUAACUGGCUCCAACUCAUAUUGGGCUGAGACAACCGAAAUGUUGAGAAGGCAAAGUAAUACAACUUCUUCAUCUGAUAAUGAUCAAUCAAGUUAUUCGGAAAACGAUAAUAAUGAUAGCAAAAACAAAAAGCAGACAACUCAUAAUGCUAGUAAAAACGGUUUGUUGAAGGAGGAUGGUAAUCUCUCUGAAUUCCAGUUCGAACCAAAGCUCGUUCAGAUCAUGAGACUAUGGGCGUGGACAGAAAAUCAACUUCAUGUAAAUGAUAUUGGAAUUCCUAGAGUUGAAAAUUAG